UAAUCUGACUACAUUGUAUCCCGUGUAUCUGUGUUUGUUUAGUUGUUUGUUAUUGUCCAGUAGUAAUAAUAACCCCAUCACAUUAAAUACAGAAGACUUCUAGCACCGGAUUUGUCAAUGCUUUCAAAAACUGUAAUAUGUCUGGUGAUUAAAUUGUUAAUUAUAAUUCCGAUUAUCAAAUUGUCUGUGUCAGAAGUCUGUGGAGUCAAUUUCACUACAUCUCAACCGCAACAAGUUCUGUAUGUCCGAGAGAGUAUGACGGCUGUAUGCAGAUGCAUAACGUUUUCCCACAGGUAUGCCUUAGGAUUUAAGAUAAUUCCUACUGGCCUGCUGCCAUCUCUUUGUAACACAUAUCCAGUGCAUUUCAUUAUUGAAAUAUCAGACUUGGCUCUCACCUACGACGCGUUUCUUGAGUUUCUCAGGUUCUCCGGACCCAACCCAGUAUCGCCAAUCGGAGCCACUCUUGGAGUGAGUGGGCCAAUCAGCGCAAGCUUUUGAUGAAUAUUCAUAAGUACCCAGUUCAAACCUUUGAGGCGAGUUUCUGUAGAUUCACAGCAUCAUGCUUAGACUUUUCUCGGAGACAAACUGAAUUUUCUUAUGAAUGGAUAGUGAAAAAAUCAGAUCACCUUAUAUUUGGACCCAUCCUUUACUGAGAUCAUAGAGGAAAAUAAAAAGGAAAGGAGGGGAUCAACUUGAAGAGAUGACAAUGACCACAGUGCCAGAAGGUCUUAAUAGCCCUGUCUCAGGAAAGACCGUUUUUAUGGAAUUUGGGCCGUCAAGUCAGCAAAUGUCGCCGUCCUCUUUAUCUCAUGGACACUACUCCAUGCACUGUUUACAUUCUGCCGGACAUUCUCAACACGAAAACUCGUACAGCACAGCCUCACCUUUCCCUAGAUCUCUGGGUUAUCCUUAUGUUAAUUCAGUUGGGAGUCAUUCUUCAAGCCCUUAUAUCAGUACCGUACAGUCCUAUCAACACAACACGGCAUUAACGCAGACACGUUUAGACGACACAGGACCAGAUGCAGAAAAAAACACAGUGGUGGAAGGAGGUGAGGUACGGUUCAAUGGAAAAGGGAAAAAGAUCCGCAAACCCAGAACUAUAUAUUCCAGUUUACAGCUACAAGCUCUGAACAGACGAUUUCAACAGACACAAUACUUAGCAUUGCCAGAGAGAGCGGAACUCGCAGCUUCGUUGGGACUGACGCAAACGCAGGUAAAAAUUUGGUUUCAAAACAAACGAUCGAAGUUCAAGAAGUUAAUGAAACAAGGCGGGGGUACCAUUGACACAAACUCCCUAGCCAAUGGCCGAGGACUCUCCACCGGUUCUCCAUCCAUGACACCAGUAUGGAAUGCUUCGUCUACUAUGAAAACGACGGCGGCCACCCCGACUUCUUACAUUCCUGGUUACACAUGGUAUCCUACUGCUCAAGACACUAUGCAGCAGCCGCAGCUGAUGUGAUCACGAACCGUGAACACCACCCCGCCCCCCGCGGAGCCGUGGAUUGUCCAAAUCAGGGGAGCUCGGGCCGACAGCGGCCCUGCACCCUGGGCCGUCGGAAGCCAAACACAGAUGUAAUGCGGAGCUUGUUUCCAGUGGUGACUGAUUAUUGUUUAAGCUUAAUAACGCAGACAGUAAAGUCAGAGAACGGACUGAAGAAAUCUUGCCAAUGGAACUGUCCAUGAAAAACAUUAAUAAGUUGUAGUGAAACACUUACAUUAAAGCUGCUGUUUUCUGACCUUAGAUAAACAUUACAUUUCAGGCCUACCUAAACAGUGAAGGCGCAGUUUAACCAGGGAAAAUAAUCGUUUUGGUACAUGGUUUUCAACGAAAACUUAAAGUAAAACAAUAGGCCUAGAUUAAUUAAAGGUGUUGAUCAGCUGGUCUGUGUCAUUAGUAAACCUGGAAAUAUCUGGAAUAAUACAAAGCCAACGCUUCGGUAUUACUCACAAUUCCGGAUUCUGUUAAAUUCGAUGACUUACGAAUUUCUCAGCCUUCUUGAACGCAAAGGCGAACAUUAACAGGAAUAUACAUCCAUUGGUUGUUGGUAAAAUCUGUCUCUGUUUUUGUCUGUAGAUAUUUUAAAUUAUUUUAAAUGAAAUGCCUUGAGUCUUUGUAUGUUUGUAUUAUUUAUAAUAAAGCGUGAAUGUGUUGCUGAGUUGAAACAGUC
Messenger RNA from Brienomyrus brachyistius, 2168 nucleotides. It is a transcript of the gene dlx1a, whose product is annotated as distal-less homeobox 1a. The transcript has 3 exons. The coding region runs from base 701 to 1459 and encodes 252 amino acids. NCBI's taxonomy places the organism in Eukaryota, Metazoa, Chordata, Actinopteri, Osteoglossiformes, Mormyridae. Gene Ontology annotation, biological process: negative regulation of transcription by RNA polymerase II; cell differentiation; embryo development. Gene Ontology annotation, molecular function: RNA polymerase II cis-regulatory region sequence-specific DNA binding; DNA-binding transcription factor activity, RNA polymerase II-specific. The record is from RefSeq and is a predicted model, not a curated record.